Messenger RNA from Mustela lutreola (European mink), 9690 nucleotides. It is a transcript of the gene CCDC141, whose product is annotated as coiled-coil domain containing 141. The transcript is spliced from 24 exons. Bases 304 to 4893 code for a protein of 1529 amino acids. NCBI's taxonomy places the organism in Eukaryota, Metazoa, Chordata, Mammalia, Carnivora, Mustelidae. The record is from RefSeq and is a predicted model, not a curated record.
GAGAGCUAGAAGCUGCCCUCCCCAUUUAAGAUAAUGGCAAAAAUAUCAGGCACUUAGUGUUACCAUACCAGGGGUGUGGCGAUUCUUUUUCCUUCUCUUCUCUCUCUCCCCCUCUCGUGAUAAACUCAAUGGGGUUGUCUAUUUUUAACCUCCUGUUCUUUCCUUUUGGCAGAGUAAUCAGUAUGAGCUGAGCUCUUCCCCUGAAUGAAUCCAAGUAACCCCAGUGACUGCCUUCUGAAAUGACCAGCAGACACACAUCUGUCCAGAGGCUGUCCAGAGUAUAAAUUCUGGUUCUAACGUGCCAUGUCCAGCCAAGGAAGUCCUGAUGUGGAGUUUUCGACGACAACAGUCAGUUCAGUAGCUGUUCAGGCUGGGGACUCCAAAAUCGUGAUAGCUGUGGUAAAGUGUGGCAAGUGGGUGCAACUUCAGUUGGCUGAAUCACAGCCCAAUCUUCUAGAAAUUGGUAGCAAUCAAGAUGAGACCAAAAAGCUUCUUCAUGAUCAUGAACUUCUUUUGGGCAAGCUCAAGGCUUUGGAAGAUCAGGUAUGGGAACUCUUGCAGGAGGCAGACAAGACAGCUGAAGAGAACAAGGAUCGGAGUCAGGUGUAUGAUGCCAUGGCCAACACCUUGGGUGAAGCAUGGGCAGCCCUUGUCUCUAUGCUUGAAAGAAGAAGGGAGCUCCUCAGGUUGACUUCAGAAUUUUUUGAAAAUGCCUUGAAGUUUGCUAUUAAAAUAGACCAAGCUGAAGAUUUCCUCCAGAACACCCAGGAAUUUGAGAGUGCCGAGUCUUUAAAAUCACUUCUUCAGCUUCACGAACAUCAUACCAAAGAACUCUUAGAACGAUCUCUAGCCCUUUUAAACAAAAGUCAACAGCUCACUGACUUCAUAGAAAAAUUCAAGUGUGAUGGACCUAAUGUGAAUCCUGAGUUGAUUCAGGGAGCUCAUAACAGCUGUUUGAAGAUUGACAGCCUUCUUGAGCUUCUCCAAGACAGGAGACGGCAAAUCGACAAGGACCUGAAGCAACAACAACAAGAACUGCGUCAGGUUCUGCAGAUAUGUCAGUGGGACCAGCAAGAAAAUCAGGUUACGUGUUGGUUUCAGAAAACCUUAAGAGAUUUACAGGAACAAAGUCUAGGUUCAUCACUUUCAGACAAUGAGGAGCUAAUCUGUAAACAUGAGGAACUGAUAAUACAAGCAAAGGAAUGGAAUUCUGCUGCUGAGAAGCUGAGGAGUGAUGCCCUUGGGAUUCUGCUGUCCAAGGGCUACAUGGAGAAAGAGCACCUAUGGCUCUCUAACCAGAAACUGCACCAGCUUCAAGGAGAAUGUCGUCAGCUCAUGGCGGAGAGGGAAACUUGGUUAAAAAAGGCAAAUGGUUUUUUUUGCAGUACGAAUAAGGCAUUUGAUGUACUUGGGAGAGUCGAAGCUUACCUUAAGCUCCUUAAAUCAGAGGGUUUAAGUCUGCCUGUCUUGGCAGCGAGGCAUGAGGAAUUACACAGAGAAAUUAAAGACUGCACAGCUGAUGCUUUGCAAAAGGGACAAGCCUUAAUCAGCCAAGUAGACUCCUGUAGCUCUCGGGUAAGCGGAGUCCACGAGAUGAUGCGAUGCAUUCAGAGACGAGUGGACCAACUGACCCAACAGUGUUCAGCGCACAAAGAAUUUGCUCUUAAGAAACAGCAGUUAAUUGCCUCGGUGGAGGGCCACCUCAAGAAGGUGGAAAUGUCAAUUCAGAAAAUCAGUCCAGUACUUUCCAAUGCAAUGGAUGUCGGUUCCAACCUUUCUGAAUCAGGGAAGAUUUUGAGUAAAUACUUGGAGCUAGAUAUGCAAGUUAAGGAGACAGCACAUGAAUUAGAAACAGCUGCAAAACUUAUGACAGAGAAAAAUGAAUUUGAACCUGACGAAGUGGCAUUGCUUUCUUCUAAAGCUAAGUGGUUAGAGGAAGAAUUAAAAAUUCUUGGCCAAAGGAUCAGCUCCAGGUCACAAGUCCUGCAGUCUUAUGUGGCAUUUCUCAAGUCCUCAGAAGAGGUACAGGAGCAGUAUCAGAGCCUAAAGGAAUUUUACCAAACUGAAAUCCUGCAGAAGGAAGAGGAUGAUGCUGAAGUCAAGCAUCGAUCAGAUUCAGCUGAGAAGCAGUGGCAGCUAUUUUUGAAGAGGAGUUUUUUAACUCAAGAUCUAGGGCUUGAGUUCCUUAAUUUAAUAAAUAUGGCAAAAAGAGAUGAAAUAUUAAACGCGAAAAGUGAAGCACACUUUAUGGAGAACACUAUGGAAAGCCAGAAGGCAGAAAGAGAAGAACUUGGCCACCUUCGGAUAACAUGGCAACUUGAGGGCAUUGCUACUCAGCCUGUGAAACAGCAGUGGGGAGCAUUCAAGGAACAACUUAGAAAGACUACUCACAACUUACAACUUCUUGAUGAAGCACUUACGCCUGUGUCUGCCCUUGACCUUGGAGGGAACCUCCAGACCAUUUUAGGGCUACAGAAAAAAUGGAACGAAAUGAAGCCUCAGCUCCAGCAACUGAAUGAUGAAGUUCGGUACCUCCUAAGAGCGUCGGAAGAGCUAAGUGGCAAAGGAGCCCCUGUGAAAGAGAAGUCCCAACAGCUGAGGGAGCUUAUUCAUCUCCACCAAACACAGGAGGAGAGAAUCCAAGAUUACGAGGAUAUCCUAUACAAGCUGGUCCAGUUCCAUCAAGUCAAGGAGAAGCUGGGUCAUCUCCACAAAUCCAGGGAAACAGAGUAUGUAGACCAGCCAGAGGAUCUGGAGGAUGCCCAUGAAGCCCAAGUCCACCUCAGUCGUGCUCAGGAGAAGCAGGCACACGUCGAUCAUCUCCAUAAACUGGCCCUUUCCCUGGGAGUGGACAUCAUCUCAUCAGUGCAGCGGCCUAACUGCUCUAAUGUUUCCGCAAAGAACCUGCAGCAGCAGCUGGACCUCCUCGAGGGGGACAGUGGGAACUGGCGUGCCAGAGCCCAGGAGUAUGAACGGACCCUGACCUGCAGCCUGGAGUUCUGCAACACAAGGGACAGUAUAAACGAGCUCAAAGAGUCAUUCAAAGAUAUCAAAAAGAAAUUCAACAAUUUAAAGUUUAAUUACGCUAAGAAAAAUGAAAAGGCUCGGAAUCUGAAGGCUCUUAAAUAUCAAAUUCAACAAGUUGAUGUGCAUGCUGAAAAAAUACAGGCUUUGAAAAAGAAAAUGGAAAAAGUUGAGAAUAGAACUUCUGAUUCUUUCUUGAGUUAUCCAAAUAAUAAAGUUAAUGUUCUUUUGGAAGCCAUGAAGGAUUUGCAAGAACAUGUGGAUGAGUUUGACAAAGUUGUGACAGAUUAUAAGAUGACUUUGGACCUGACAGAGCACCUCCAGGAGAUGACAGAAGAGUGUCACUUUUGGUAUGAAGAUGCAAGUGCCACAGUUGUAAGAGUUGGAAAAUAUUCCACAGAAUGCAAGACAAAGGAAGCUGUGCAAAUUCUCCACCAGCAAUUCAAUAAAUAUAUCAGGCCCUCCGUGCCUCAGCAAGAAGAAAGGAUUCAGGAGAUCAGUGACCUAGCUCAGCGCUUAUAUGGUUUUGAAGAAGGGCAGAAAUUCGCUGAGAAAAUAAUGGCAAAACACAAAGAGGUUCUUGAAUCUAUCACUGAAUUAUGUGUCUCUCUCACAGAGCUUGAAGAAAAGCUGAAGCAGGGGGACAUUUUAAAGACAAAUGUGAAUUUGGAAGACCUCCAUGACGACUUCAUCGACCUGCUAAAAGAACCAGCGAGAAAUACGCAGACACUAUUCAAUGAAGAAAGGAAUAAGGUGCAGGGAGCAGGAGAUUUGGCCAUCAAUGGAACAGGAGAGGGUCAGUAUCCCCAGCACCUGAAGGAGCCGCCCUCUGACAGAGAGGCUGCUGUCCAAGGCCAGCUCUUGCCUACAGACACGCUUUCUGGAGAAGAAUAUGAAUGUGUCUCACCUGAUGACAUCUCCUUGCCUCCACUCCCGGGAAGCCCCGAUCCCCCGCUUGGCCCGGCUGACAUGGACGUGGAGGAGCGUGCCAGCCCUUCCCUCAGCAUUCACACAAGCAGCCACAAGAUGCAGACUGGGGCCAGCAGGCCAGGGGAGGCCCAGGCCUUGGGCAUUCCACCCCCUGCUGCUUUUGCUGACACUUACAAUGACGAGAGAGAAACUUUCUCAAGUCAUUUUGAGAGGCCUUACCCCCAGUUCAAAGCUGAGCUCCCAUUAACCUCCAGAGGAUUUCUGGAAAAAAGUACUGCCUUCUGCACAAUCAGGGCUAAACAUCCAGAGAGCAUGCCGAGUGACGUGCAUGAGAGAGCUUCACAGCAGCACCCUCAGGCUCAGGGACGUUUGCUAGAAACCCGGGAGAAAGUGCAUGUCAGUGAUAACAUCACUAAACCCCAAGACAGGCUGCAUGCUUCCCAGGAUGCAUUCCCAGGCCUUGGGUUUCUCUCAGACCCCGGACGGGCCUAUCAGAGGCAAAUGGUCCCCAAAGACGAGAUUAAAUGCACAUCAGCAAAGAACACUGUGGUCAGCCUUGCUGGCCAGGCACCUAAUUUCUCCAGACUCCUGUCUAAUGUAACUGUCACAGAAGGUUCUCCAGUGACUUUGGAAGUUGAAGUAACAGGAUUUCCAGAGCCUACUCUGACAUGGUACAAGAAGGGCCAGAAAUUGUCUGCUGAUGGGCACUUACACGUUUUACACAAGGAGACAAGACAUUCGGUGUUCAUUCCGAAGGUAUGUGAGGCAGAUGCAGGCCUCUAUGUGGCUCGGGCCCAAAACUCUAGUGGCAUUCUCUCUUCCAAUGUCAUCCUCCACGUGACAGGUAACCACAGGCCACCAAUCACAAGAAUAAACUGGGUAACACUGUGUGUCAUCUAUAUUAGUGUGUCCCUCAUGUACUGGGUCCUUGCACAGUAACUGCGGGGUUGGCACUCUUGGACGUCAUUCUCAUGAGCCUAAAGGUGGUUGUUUAUUUUUCUGCAUCUCCCACAUCUUCCUAUAUCUCUCCUCCCAGUGUACCCCUGUUCUAGCCAUAUUGUUUGCUCGGCUAAUAGUGUUUUAGUAUAUUUAAGGAGCUUGGUUCUUAGCAGCAGAUAAGCAUACAUUUUUGUAUUCUAGAAAGAGAUGUAUUCAAUAUAAAGCCCAGUACAAUUACACUAUGUUUAUUCCCUCCUCACUUAAGAGCAUGUAUGUCAAGGCUCACAUCAACAGAGAGAUAUGAAUUAAAUUUCAAAUCCAAUUGUUUGAGAAUUUAUUUUUAAUUAUACUCAUAAACAUCUCUGUAGAAUAACAGGAGAAAUAUUGAAGAGAAGUUGUAAUUUAUCUUAUCACAUCAGUUGUCCUUUCAUUGCAUUUCAUGUCUUAAUCUCAUUUAUUGAAAUACAUUCUAUGUAGUUUCAACCUAGCUUGCCUUCCUAAGUCUGAGGAGGCCACUGUAAAUAAUCAUUCCUCAAGUUGAUCUCACCGGUUUCACAAUGGCACAUAGAUGUGCUGUCAACUUUAGAUGGAGACUCAAACUUCCAUCAGCUGUACCUGUCAUAGAGUAAAAUGGGGCACGGGCUGCAGAUGGACCGAUGUAAUUCCUGUCAUGCAGCUGUCAGGGUUUGGACAGCCAUGCAUACACAAUGGCAACCUGUUCCUCCUGCAUCUUCUCUUCAUUCUGCUGCUGACCGUUUUUUUUUUGCAGCCUGUAGAAAAGACAUCUCUAUGCCUCAGUGUCCCAUUUGGAAAAUGAGUUUAUCAUCUACCUCUCAGGCAAUUAAGAAUUUUCUUUGCAUAUCUUGUAAAGAUUUGGAAAAUGGAAAGCAUUCUAUGAAGCCUGAAGUUAAUUAUAUUAUUAGAUGUGACUUAUCAGCAUUUUUGCCUCCUGCCCACUAUCUCAUUCAUAUGUUGUUUCUUUGGAAUAUUUAUGGAGUGGUAUUAGUCUGUGAUUUCCAACCUUUCCCAUGUGGAAAGGUGAUGUUUUAUAAAUUGGGACUUAAAUUCCUUUCUAAUUUCUUAAGAUUGUAUCUUUUUCAAAGACUUGAAAUUAACUUAUGAGGGUGCAUUUAGUAUGAUCUAGGGGAAAAGUAUGUAAUAAGACUACAUAAGGUGAAUUCUGUCCUUUUCUUCUGAUUAUCACUAUAAUAUUAAAGAGUUUUCCUGUGCAUUUCUGAAAUAUAUUAUUUAGAAAAGAGGACCUCUUUUUGAUUCCCUUUAAAAAUAAACAUGAAUGAGAGAAGUAUUUGUUUUUUUUUUUUUUUAAGAGUUUAUUUAUGGGACGCCUGGGUGGCUCAGUGGGUUUAAGCCUCUGCCUUCGGCUCAGGUCAUGAUCCCAGGGUCCUGGGAUUGAGCCCUACAUUGGGCUCUCUGCUUGGCAGAAAGCCUGCUUCCUCUCUCUCUGCCUGCCUCUCUGCCUCUUUGUGAUCUCUGUCCAUCAAACAAAUAAAUAAAAUCUUUUAAAAAAAUAAAAUAAAAUAAAGAGUUUAUUUAUUUAUUUGACAGAGAGAUCACAAGUAGGCAGAGAAGCAGUCAGAGAGAAAGAGGGGAAAACAGGCUUCCCACUGAGAAAGAGCCCGAUGUGGGGCUUGAUCCCAGGACCCUGAGACCAUGACCUGAACUUAAGGCAGAGGUUUAACCCACUGAGCCAUCCAGGAGCCCCUGUUUUAAAAUUUUAAACAUAGUCUUAUCAUGGUAGAGCAAAAUCUUCAGUUGAAAGAAUAAUUUAUAAUAGAUUUUUGAUAAAGAGAAGGAACCAAUUAUGUUACUGCAAGACUUUCUUUCUAUAAUAAUAAAAAUAUUUAAAUGUAAUAUAUUCAUGUUAAUAUUAAAAAGCUACUGAAUGUUAUUUGAAGGUAUGAAAUCUGUGGUUGAGUAAAGUUGACAUAUUUUUUUUCUGUGCAUCAAUUUAAUUAAACAAUUAAAUCUCUUUUCUUUCACAUUUUGACAGAAAUGAUCUAAAAGCUUAUAUAUACAAUGUCCUAGGGAACACAUGGCCUCUUAAGUCUCCUAUCCAUAUUGUCCAUUUUCACGUAUUUUAUGUAACUUUUUUUAAUGUAACUUUUUAAAAAAGAUUUUAUUUAUUUAUUUGACAGACAGAGAUCACAGGUAAGCAGAGAGGCAGGCAGAGAGAGCAAGGGGGAAGCAGGCUCCCUGCUGAGCAGAGAGCCCGAUAUGGGGUAUGAUCCCAGGACUCUGAGGUCAUGACCUGAGCCAAAAGCAGAGGCCUAACCCACUGAGUCACCCAGGUGCCCCCACAUAUUUUACAUAUUUUGCCUAACUGCUUUUCCCAUGUUGAAGCGAAAUAGUAAACUCUAGUCAUGUCCAAAGAGGGCAGGCAAGACCAAAUGACAAGUUCCUGUCCCACUCUCUGUCUCUUUCUUGUUAAUUUAGUAAGAUCCCCUUUCCCAUUUUGCCGUCUUAGUUGAAUUUGUGGCUAGAGGUUGUUAGGGCAUAGGACUUGCUUGUUUGCUUUACCUAUUGCAUGCCAGUUAAAGGGUAAUGGAAAACGUUAGUGGGCAGCAGGGUGGGAUAUAUGUAUAUCCAUCCACCCACAGUGUGUGACUAAAUAAGGUAUAAACCCCUGAUGUAUUUGAUGCACAUACCAAAUAUAAUAUGUAUUUGACAUAUAUCAAAUAUAAGCAUAUACACACAUAUAUGCAUACACACAUAGAGCUCAAAUAUUGGGGAAAAGCAUUAUGCUGAAAUUCAAGAUACAGUUCAGCUAGUUACCUAUAUAUCAGUCUAUCUGUCCAACCAUUCAUCUAUCUAUCCAUCCAUCCAUCUGGUCAUCUAUCCAUCCAUCCAUUUACAUACCUACUUACCUAUGUAUUCUUUUGUGCUAUCAAUUGACUAUCUAGUAAUUCCCACAGCAGUGAAGAAUAAUAAGCUAUUCAGUUAUUCUUCCGGUUAUAUUUUAAUUUCAAAGACUUAAGUAUGAUUUUCCUUUUGGUAAAAUUUCUGUCUUGAUCAAAGAAUUCUCCUUAUGAAAUUAUGUACUAAAAUUACUGAUUAAAAUUGAAAAACUAGGAAAUUCAGAUGUUUCCUUUUUAAUAUAUAUAUAUGUGUGUGUGUGUAUGUGUAUAUAUAUCCAUCCAUAUCCAUUUUCUUCUAGAGAAAAUUCCAGACAGUAAGUAAUAUCAAAAUACUUCUCAACAAGAAAAUGUAAAUGACAAGGAAGAGUAAAAGGAACAUGUGGGGCCCCUGGGUGGCUCAGUAAGUUAAGCCUCUGCCUUCAGCUCAGGUCAUGGUCUCAGGGUCCUGGGAUCGAGCCCUGCAUUGGGCUCUCUGCUCAGUGGGGAGCCUGCUUCCCCACUCUCUCUGACUACUCGUGAUCUCUCUCUGUCUGUCAAAUAAAUAAAUAAGUAAAACCUUAAAAAAAAAAAAAAAAAGAAAAGAAACAUGUACUUGACACCUUAGAGGAGUGCAACACAAAAUGUGUUUUGAGCUUCCUAAAAGGCAAAAUCAUUGAGUUUUCCAGUUCUGAUUUUCUAAUAAAAAGUGUAUAAACAUAAACAUUUUGUGGUAAAAUUUUUUUCACAGUUAACUCCCAGAGAUAUUUUCUGCUGGAAUCCUUACAUUCAAAUCUCUGUGUAUUCUAAAAUAUCUAAAGUCUUUGGAAAAAGAAGUAGCAAACAAUUAGUUAUUUUUUUCAAUAAUGUUAACCCUCAUUUAUAAUCAAGAUGCAGGCUUAAAAUAGAUAACUGUAAGAACCUUCUGACCACUUCACUCAAGUUUAAAUGUCUUCAAGUGUUACACAAGGCCCUUUAGUAUCUGCCCUCUCCUUCCUAAUCUCUGUUCCAUCCCUUCUGAUCCUCCCACAAAGUCACAAUUUUCAUCGGGUUCUUAACCUAUCACGCUCUUUCUUCUCUCUGGUCCUUUCUUCCCAGAUCUCCCUUACUAUAUCCUACCCUAUCUUUUUGUGGCUUAAUCCUACAUAUCCUUCUUGGUCCAUUUGAGACACACCCUUCCCCAGGAAGCCUUCUGAGCCAUCAAGUCCAGUAUAGAUGUUCCUGCUAUGCACACUGUCAGCUACUGAGCUACCCUUGUCAUGUCCCUUGAUACACAGCAUUGAAAUUGCAUGUCUGAGCAUCAGUCUUCUCAGGCUAGAGUGCGAGAUAUUUAUCAGCAGGAUCUGUGACAGCCCUGUUCAUCAUUAUACUCCCAGCACCGAAGCCAUAGUCAUACUCAAUAAAUAUUUCUUGAAUUAUUGUUGGAGGUAAACCAAGAUAAACCUAGUUUUUUACUUCUUUUUCUGGAGAGAGUUAGUGGGGGAAUAUAAAAAGAGAGAGAUGUAUUUGUUACCUGAUUAUUCUUUCUUAUUAUGGACAUUGGCUGGUCAGAAUCAGGUUCUAAUCAGGAAGUAGGUGGGCACACUACAAUGACUAUGUCCAAAAUGCCAAAACCAGAAUGUAUGUACUUCUUUAGAACAUUAUACAAAUCAUCAGUAUUUUAUUGUGGUAAUCAAUAAUCUUGGUAAUCUGGUUGUAUCUUAUUUGAAACCAGCAUUUCAUUUAUAUAUGUAAAUAUUUAAAAAGUCAAAUUCAAGUAUUUUUCAAAUGAACAAAGGAAAAUGUAUAGCAUCUUGUUCCACUUGUUUUGUUUUUAUUUAUGACUGUUCCCUACUAGAAAUUGCCAUCUGAAGCUUUUGACUUUCCUGUUGUAUGUACAUUAUUUUAAGUGUGACCAUGAAAUAAGUUAUUUGAAACAAAAUAAAAUCCUCCUAGUAUUCUCUGA